AUGGCAUCCGUACCUAACUCCUCACUCGGGGUCUCAUCGUCACGGCUUGCACUCAUCGACCGAUUCCCCCCAACCACUUACAAAGGCGUGAAAGACCUGAACAAGCUCAUCGUGGCUCGACGCGACCAGUUGUAUGAGGAAGUCGAAGGCGCCAGUCAAUACCUCUCGUUCAAGGAUGUGUCACCCCAGCAAUUCCACCAUAUUGUGGAACGGGAGGAAGGACUGAGCAGCCACGUUCGCCUGAACUACUUGCGCGAUAUUGAAACCCUGAUCGUCAAAAUCCCCGCAAGAGAGACUGAAGCGGCCCACAUCAGCUUCGGUAACAUCGUCGUACGUGCCUCGGACAGGAUGGGCCUGGAUUUCGAAGAGUCCUGCCCCCUUGGUGCCACAACAUUCUGGGGGCCUACGGGUUCGGCAAAGGAGGCUGACUCUUCAUUCACGAACUUCCGUAGCCGAUCAUCACGCCAAUGGCCAACCUGGGCGAUUGAAGCGGCAAUACGAUCCUCGGACUCGAUGCUGCGACUCCGAGCCGCUGCCGCGUGGUGGGCUGCCCACUCUGCUGGCGAAGUGAAGUUUGUUAUUCUCAUUGAGGUCAACCGGGAAACCAAGGAGGUCAUAGUCGAGCAGCAUGUGCCCAUGCGGUGGGACUACCCUAACACGCGUUUGCACUCGCGCAGUGUUGCUGGCCCAGUGUGGAUGGCUAGUAAACUGUCGACAGUUACAAUCCGCACUCAGGGAAUUGACUCUCCAACAGUACAAGGAAGACCACUUGUUCUGGAGUUCGAAAGUGUUUUUGGAAGGGCACCAAAUCCGCCGCUCGAACAGGACAUUGUGCUCUCGGAGUAGAAACUCUUUGAAUGGGCCGCGCGUUUCAGCGGUUGAACAAGAGUAUGAUAUCACGACUGAUGAUAUUGAACUUUGCGAAACAGCAUUGAUCACUUCUCCAGGGAUACUCUGUGGAUUCGGGUGGGAUUCCGAGAUGUGACUUCGAUUUGUUUUCUAAGCUCGUUCGGGCCUUUAGGGUGUCGGGAUAUUUUCAGAGAAGUGCGAAGUUAGCGAGCCGCAUAGAGCUCUAGGUGGAAUAAAAAGAGCAAACCAAAUCAAUUGCACCAUAUGCA
Molecule: messenger RNA, 1118 nt
Organism: Aspergillus aculeatinus CBS 121060
Lineage: Eukaryota; Fungi; Ascomycota; Eurotiomycetes; Eurotiales; Aspergillaceae
Exons: 1
Coding region: 1-846 (281 amino acids)
Source: RefSeq, a predicted model, not a curated record